CACAACAACAGAUUGUUAUACAUGUGAGAGGUGACAGGCUCGUGUGAUCGCCGAUGGUUUAAUUCCAGUGGAUUUCGCUUUUAUUAUCAUGUGAUGUAUUGUUUGACUCAGUAGAUCGAUCUAUAUCACGUAUGAUACUUGUGUUGUGUCCCGAUUAGACCAACACGACAGGACUCGGGUCCAGGUCUGAUUCCUCGCCCUGCUGCCUCUCCACAAAAGCAGCUUUGCUCACCAGUCGACUGAACCAGUUGCCCCCGUUGACUGACAGCAGAGAGCCUCUGACUUCCCCGGGACCAAUCAGCGGCGGCGGUGGGCGGGGACUGGGCAAAACCAGCUCUACCAAAUUCCCAGUCGCUGUCCCUUGCAGUUACUUCCCUAGCAGGUUUCGGAGCAGCACUGGGGCAUCCCUACGCGGUCCGCGGGGUUCGGGACGGAUCUGCAGCAUUCAGCCGCAGCACUUGUUGGGGACCUCUAGUAUGAGAACUUCCAUUCCAGCUCCUUUGAUUUCCUUCAUUCUCAUAUGUAAUCAUUUUAUUCAUUUUGACCAUCCGACCUCAUUGUUUCGUCCGUCUCAUUGUCCUGCUGUCACCCACAGUUUGUUGCUCUUCACCACGGUCUGAAAGGGGAAUACCUCACCGCUCCACCAGCAGCCAUCACUGUCCUCCUCCUCCACCUCCUCCUCCUCCUCACUGCUCCUGCUCUGGAUGUUGCCGUGCGUUGCUGGACUAUAACGCAGGGGGAUUUAUUGUGCAGCCCGGCGCACAGCGGACACCGCCCGCCAGUUGUUUGUUUCUGAGGGAUGUAUGCGCGCGGGGUGACUGCGCUCUGACCGGGGAGCUCCGCCGCCGCUGUCCGCUGAAUGAACUGCUGCCGCGCGCCUUCCUGGAGCAGGUCUCUCAUCUGGAGAUGCUCUCGUACGUCUGACUGGGGUUUGUGGUCCGUUCGCAUCCCCACUGGAUCCGGAUAUACGCUGAAGAAAUUGCCGCGGUCAGCCUUUUCGGGAGUGCUUGUCCUCUGAUUUUUUUUUCUGGACAUAUUUGGUUAUUUUGAGGAGGAUUGUGCACGAACCGGAGGCGCGCAGGCUAACCAUGGGGGACUCGAUGUGGAGAUAUUAUUUCGGAGUUUUAAUUAUUGCCUUCGAAGUGGACUUGUGCAGGGCGCUCAUCCUGGAGUCCAUCUACUGGAACACAACAAAUACCAAAUUUGUGCCCGGCCAAGGCGUGGUGCUGUACCCCCAGAUCGGGGACAAGCUGGACAUCGUGUGCCCGCGCGUGGACAGCGGGAUGGGCGACGUCAUCGAGUACUACAAGGUGUACAUGGUGCCCCGCGAGCAGCUGGAGAGCUGCACCAUCACCAAGGCCGACACGCCGCUCCUCAACUGCGUGAAGCCCGACCAGGACGUCAAGUUCACCCUCAAGUUCCAGGAGUUCAGCCCAACUGCUUGGGGCCUUAAGUUCGUGUAUCAGCCAACUCGGUGGUUCAGCUCCUUCCACCUGGGUGUGGUGAUGGCUGCUCCGGGCGACAUAGUGAGCUCCGUCCUGGAGGAAGUCGUGAGGGGGUUCAGCGACGGCCCCCUGCUCUUCUCAUCUCCGGCCAUCGAGGUGUUCAUCAGCUCCCUCCUCUUCAUUUCACGGCCCCUUCUGGAACAGCGCCCCGCUUUGCGAUAUGACUCCGAGGAAGGCGCUCAGCGUCUCUGUGGCUGUUUUCCUGAGAUCGGCUUAAGGCACAUACGGCAACACAAUUUCCCCAACACAUCUUGUGUGUCGCAGGUGCUCGCAGCAAAGCUAAUCCUAACCGUGUCCCUCUCUCUCCCGGCUGCAGCUACAUCUAACGCCACCAUGGAGGGCAUCGACAACCAGGAGGGGGGCGUGUGCAGGACCAGGUCCAUGAAGAUAAUCAUGAAAGUGGGGCAAAGUGAAGAAAGCGGGGACAACGACAACAACGGGAAGUCCUCCAGCAUCAUCGGCUCCGAGGUGGCCAUCUUCGUGGGCAUCGCUUCGGGCAGCGUCAUCUUCAUCAUCAUCAUCAUCAUGCUGGUCCUGCUGCUGCUCAAGUACCGCCGGCGGCACCGCAAGCACUCGCCGCAGCACGCGGCGACGCUGUCUCUGAGCACGCUGGCCACGCCCAAGCGGAGCGGAGGAGGCGGGAACAAUAAUGGCUCGGAGCCCAGCGACAUCAUCAUCCCGCUCAGGACUGCUGACAGCGUCUUCUGCCCACACUACGAGAAAGUCAGCGGCGACUACGGCCACCCGGUCUACAUCGUUCAGGAGAUGCCGCCUCAGAGCCCGGCCAACAUUUAUUACAAGGUCUGAGCUGGAACUUUUCAAAGCAAAAGGCCAACUGGAACAAUCCCGGGCAGAGCGAGUUUUUAGUUUCGGCUGGCGCCGAUGGCACACCCGCUAUCACUCUCGCUCUCUCUCUCUUUGUCGGCUCCGCCUCCUCGUCCCUGAUGUUCUGUCACUACUUUUUUUCCUUUCUCAAAGCUUUGCUGAUACCUUGUCCCUCUGGUUUGGUCCCAGUCGGUGUGGACGGGAUGUCGGAGGGCCGGAGGCUACCGCCGCUCUCUGGAAAUAGACCAUCCCCUCUUCCCCCGAAGGGGCUCCCCGUUUGGUUUUUGAGGGAACUGAGUGUUGUGGGACCAGAGAGGCAGGCGGAUGCACAGCGUGCUGGGUUUUCGUUGUCUCGGAUGGGACGGACGGAGGGAUGUAUGAACGUGAAGGAAUGUGUGGCUUCACCAGAAGAGAGACUACUGCUUGGAAAAAGAGAGGGAAAGAGACAAAGAACGAGGGAGGAGGAGAUGUAAAGGAGAAUAUGGGCUGACCGUGAACUCACAAAAUGGCUGCCCUCCCUUGAUGCCCACUAGCCAGAGAGACUCUGUGGAUCCACCAGUCGGACGAGGAGGGCGGAGCGAGAUCCCGUCCUCUCUGGGACGUUCCUGACUCCCGGAGAUCACCAUUCACCCUGCCACCACGCUCACCUCACACACACACACACACACACACACACACGGCCUCACCAGUCAAUAACAACUGUUUGGGUUGAAGUGUGGACUGCACCAUUCCUCCCAGAUGUGUUUUCAGCAAACCACUUCUCUCAGAGGAUCUUUGAAGGUCUUCAGGAAGGCGAGUAGUGUCUCUGCUGUCGACUCCGAUCUGGUGCUCAUAUCCCGAUGCAGUUCAAAUCGAGGUUUUCUUUUCCUUCAGUGACAAGAUGAGUUCCAGUUUGUGACGUUCAAACACAAGUUACCCAACCGCGGCUCGGAGUAGCGAGAGCGUGAGCAAGGAUUGGAGCCCUCUCGCCAACCAAUAGGGUGUCAGGUGUGCCCCAGGGGCUCCUGGGAAGAGUGGAGGACGUUCAUAAACAUAGAGCAGCACUUUUAACCCCUUACUGGUGCCUCCACUCUUCACAGCAGUCGGAGAGAGACACAGUGAGAGCUCGAGACGGGAGAGCAGCCGCAUCCCUUCAGAUGGAGUCGUGAGGCCUCAACUCCUCCACACCUGGGCUUUUCACACGGAAGUGUUCCGGGCAAUAAGAAAUCCAAUUCGCCUUUCUGCCAUGUUUCGCAUCAGGGGAAGAAGAGGCCCGAGAUCUAGCUGAGACGGCUCUAGGUACUGUAACGUUUACCCCGGGGUCCAAUGAUGAUUAAGGGGGCCCUCAGGGGCCGGUGCUCUCCUAUUCUUGUUUAGAAAAAGCACAGGGACAUCUUCUGACAUUGUCACUGUUUCCUAAUCUCCAUUAGCAUUUCCAUAUUAUGAGUAUUUGAUUUACUUCUCUCUCUUUAAAUUUUUUUUUUUUACAUAAUAGAUGUACAUUCAAAUAAAAAGGACAUUACAAAGAUGAAAAAUGAAAUAAAAAGUGGAAUCUAUUUAUGAUAAACACAUAGAGCACAGGUGUUGUCAGGCCGUAUGGAGGGGAAGAAGAAGAAGAAGUAAUGUUAAUAUAUUAUGGUAGAAGUGCACAUUAUGCAAUUUAGGUUUUGGAUUAUUUUAUAUCUCCCAUAUGUCAUGAGCUCACAAGGGCCUGGGAAAGAGGACCAGGGGAGGCGGCCCGGGCCCGGCCCCGAGGGGACCCGUCUGUCCCAGAAUAGCUCACAUCGGUGUACACAAGGCAGAGUAGCUCCCACACUCACUCAGUGUAGCAUCUCCCAAAGGAUCAUUCUCAUGAACUCCCAGUGCCCGCCUCUCCUCAUACACACCUUUCAUGUUCUCUUGUGCAUGUGUGUACGUGUGUGUGUUUGUGUGUGUGUGCGCACGUGUUGAGCAAGUCUAUAUUUCAGUGACUUCAAAUCCAUUAAUAUCUUUGGCUUAGGAUCAUCAUCAUGACGUAAGCUGUCCCUAGAGUACGUGUCAGCCCAUCAUCAUCAUUCGUUCAUGAAGAACAUCAAAAUGUCACCGAAAAGCCAAGCCUUGUAUGAUCUGAGGUUUGUGCCUCUAAGAGGCUACAAAUUCUGCAAAUAUGCAAUUCUUAUUUAUUUUUUUAAUCGAUUCUGAGAAAAAGAAAACAAACACCUAUGGAAAGUGUUCUUAACCACUGAAAGAUAUAACAACAAACAAAUGACACAAAACUAGCAACGUACGUCAUACAAGCCUGCUGUUAGUUUUUCUCUCCUGCAUUAUUUCUAGUAUUAUUUUAACCUUUUCUGUUUUAACUAUGUGCCGUAGUUCAAAGGUAAACUGUGAAAAAUGAAAGAGCAUAUAGAUCACACCUGAACAGGUAUUUGAGAAAAGAUUCAAAGAAGACACACACACACACACACAACAAAGAAAUGGCUGUUUAGUUGCUCUGUCUGCGGCAGAAUAUGACAAUCUUAUUCGUUUAUUUGAAUCUGACGUCCUUUUCUUAGCCCGACUAACGCUCUCCCAGCAUUGGCCGGUCUGAUGGACCUCUUGUGAAAUGUUGUAGCGAUGCUGUGAGAGUCUUGGCCCGAAGGCUCGGAGAAGCGCCUCAGGCUACUGUAAAAUGCCUUGCUCGUAUGGUCAGCCCUUGGUCACUUGACUCAGUAAUUUUGCACCGUACUUCUGUAGGUAAGAAACUGUAAAUACAUUAAUGUUUGUAUUGUAUAUGGAUCCUGGGUUGUUACAAUAGCCUUAUUCACCUUUUUAGGAAAGUAAAUGGAGAAAAAAAGUACAGGUAAAUAGCUUAUGUAAAUAUUGACCAGAACCCAAUAAAAACAUUUUUUUAUAAACUCUUAAAGUAAGAUGUUUUGUAUAAAAUUUGAAUUUUUUGCUAUGUAUUUUAGCUAGCGCUCGAUGGAAAGCCAGUGUCCUCCCCACUCCCUCCCCUUUUGCACUGUUUCCAUGGUAAUUUGGUUUUUAAAAAAUGAGAGAAAAGUUGCCAAACCGACUGCUGCAUAUUUGUGCCAUAAGUGUGUACCAUAAAUAUUUAUUGAAUUAGUUUCUUUUUCUUUCUCUUUUGUUCCGUUUAUGAUUUAACUUCAGUCCAGUUUGUUAGUAACACAGUAUUAUAUUUGCAUUAUUUGUUGGUCUCCCCUGGUUUUCUUUAGUCACGUCAUGGUUCUCCUUUUCCUCGCAGUGGGAGGCGGCCACGUUGUGAAAAAAUGGUUUAAACAUUCAACAAUUUAAAACAAGUUCAACAUGAGGAUAAAUGACACACAUUCCACCAGUCUGUUACAAACUGAAAAUGCUUUUCAAUAAAAUGUUUUUCCUAUGGAC
Pseudoliparis swirei is the source of this 5672-nucleotide messenger RNA. Its product is annotated as ephrin-B2a-like. Gene Ontology annotation, biological process: axon guidance; blood vessel morphogenesis; ephrin receptor signaling pathway. Gene Ontology annotation, cellular component: plasma membrane. Bases 1089 to 2312 code for a protein of 407 amino acids. The transcript has 6 exons. NCBI's taxonomy places the organism in Eukaryota, Metazoa, Chordata, Actinopteri, Perciformes, Liparidae. The record is from RefSeq and is a predicted model, not a curated record. Gene Ontology annotation, molecular function: ephrin receptor binding.